Messenger RNA from Vitis riparia (riverbank grape), 1128 nucleotides. Its product is annotated as transcription factor MYB118-like. The coding region runs from base 1 to 1128 and encodes 375 amino acids. Gene Ontology annotation, cellular component: nucleus. NCBI's taxonomy places the organism in Eukaryota, Viridiplantae, Streptophyta, Magnoliopsida, Vitales, Vitaceae. The record is from RefSeq and is a predicted model, not a curated record. The transcript has 3 exons. Gene Ontology annotation, biological process: regulation of DNA-templated transcription. Gene Ontology annotation, molecular function: DNA-binding transcription factor activity, RNA polymerase II-specific; RNA polymerase II cis-regulatory region sequence-specific DNA binding.
AUGAAUCCCUUUUCUGGGCUCCAGAAUCCGCUCUUGAAUCGGUAUGAAUCUCUGCACCACCACAGCUCCGGAGAUACCAGUACUUAUGGCGCCAUGGGGGCUGCGCCGCCUGCUGCGACUGGUGCAACUGGGGUGGUGAAAGAACUUCAGAGUAAAGGGCUUCUGAAUUGUUCUCAGGGAAUGAGCCAGACAUACUGGCCCACGAUUUUUGAGGAAUCGGGCAACACCAGUUUAGUAGAGGAUUUCUGGUGCAUCACUCCUGGGAAUGGGUAUGAAAAGAAGGUUGAUCUGAAGAAGAAGAAGAAGAGGAGGGUGCAGAAAAGAAAAGCAAGCAAACUCCGUAAGAAAUUGAAUGUAGUGAAAGGGCAAUGGACUCCCCAAGAAGACUGCUUGUUGAUUCAGAUGGUGCUGAACUAUGGAGAGAAGAAAUGGUCUGAAAUUGCUAAGCAUCUCAAUGGUAGGGUAGGGAAGCAAUGCAGGGAGAGAUGGCACAACCAUUUGAGGCCCAAUAUUAAGAAGGAUCCGUGGACCGAGGAAGAGGACAGGAUUCUCAUACAAGCUCAUAUAGAAAUAGGUAACAGGUGGGCAGAGAUUUCAAAGAGGCUGCCGGGAAGAACUGAGAAUACCAUCAAGAACCAUUGGAAUGCUACCAAAAGAAGGCAUUUGUCGGCUCGGAGUUGCAAUGGUCCGAAGAGCAGCCUCUUGCAGAACUAUGUGAAGCAAGUCUUUUCAUUGCCUGGCGCUACUGAUCAUUACGAGCCAAAUGCUCGCUCGGAACCCAACAUAUCAGUGCCUAAUGCCAUGAACAAUCAGCAAGUGCGGCAGCAAGGGAGCUCAUCACAGUACUGGGCAGAGGAGCAGCUCGUCCCUACCUGCUACAACGGAGCCAUUGAUGCCUCUUUUGAUGCAAAAACAUUCUGGGAAAACUGCGGUUUGGUGAAUUGCAACUCUUCUGAGAGCUAUAGUACUAUUGGGUCUUUGCUUGAAGAGACGCCUACUGGUAACUCUAUGAUUGCUGAGGGCGCUAUAAUGGGGCUUGAGAUGCCUGUCGAUAUGGAUACUCUGAUGCAGUUUGGGAUGAAUAAGGAGGUCAGCUUGCUGGAAACAAUUGCCAACUUAAACCUGUAA